Messenger RNA from Andrographis paniculata, 1203 nucleotides. RefSeq lists its product as uncharacterized. The record is from RefSeq and is a predicted model, not a curated record. The transcript has 4 exons. Lineage: Eukaryota; Viridiplantae; Streptophyta; Magnoliopsida; Lamiales; Acanthaceae. Bases 346 to 1203 code for a protein of 285 amino acids. Gene Ontology annotation, biological process: protein ubiquitination. Gene Ontology annotation, molecular function: ubiquitin protein ligase activity; zinc ion binding. Gene Ontology annotation, cellular component: cytoplasm.
UCUUUUUCUCUCUUCUCUUAUUUUCUCCGUCUAAUGUGAGCAUUUGUUUUGUGUGAGGGCUUGUUUCUUAUGUCUCUUUGGUGAGGUUUUUGGCUAUCAUGUAGUGCUUCUUGGAAAAUAUUUUGAGAGAUUUUUGAGAGGGUGUGAGGUUGUUGGCUCCGUUGGUAGCCGGUGGCCUUGUUUGUUGCCAGAUCUACAUUGUUUUUGGCCCCUUCACUUGAGUGUGGCGUCGAGGAUCUGAACCAAGCUUGGCUCAAUUUUGUUAGUAUUUUUUUUGAUCCCUAUCCAUCCAUCUUUAUAUAUUUGGUUAUUUUCUUGUAAAAUUGAAGAAUAUUUGACAAUCUCAUGGCGCACUGGAACUCUUCUUUCCAUCAAGUUUCCUUAACCACCGAUCAAGCUACAAUCGCUGACACCAUCUAUGGUUUUUGUAAAGCGCCCGUGCCCUCGACCCAAUUCACCAUAACUUUUGAAUUAUCUUGCAAGUGCUUUAUCGAUUUAUGGAGACCACAGUCCAAUCAAGCAUCAAGCAGCCGGGCAAGAUAUAUGGGUCGGGUUAACCAACCCACAUCAACGAUCCACAUCUCAAUCACUAGAGAUCAAUUCAUCUCUCGGAUCGAAGAUGUCUCACAAAUCUUCAACAAUCAACUAGAAUGUUGGCCUAUUAAUGCCGAGGGAAGAUCACUUGUGACGGAAGUUGCACUCAGUAGAUUUUCUGCAGCAGUUGAUUCCAAGCAGCCGCCUUCCUAUAUCUACGAUAGAGUUUGGAUACGCUGCUCUUUUACAACUGUUCUAAGACACAUUUUGAAUGAAAGACGCGAGAUAGAGCAAGCGCUUAUACAGUUUUCCGAUGAAGUGGAGAUACACAUGAUUCCGGCUGCCGAGUCUUCCAUUCAAUUGUUGUUAGAAGAGGUUUCUGUGGCGGAUGAUGCGAAAGAGACUUGUGCCAUUUGCUUUGAAGAGAUGCGUGGUGGAUGCGUAGCAAUGAGGAUGCCGUGUUUGCAUAUGUUCCAUGGUGAUUGCAUCCACAAGUGGUUGAGGACUAGCCAUUAUUGCCCGGUUUGUCGUUUCGAGGUACCAAAGCGAGCAUUUUGCGACGACGACAAUGAUUCCUUCACCGGUGGACACCUCCCGGACGGCGGCGGCUCAACGACGUCGAUCUGGCAUCUCCCAGAGCUGGGCAACAGCUGUUCUCCGCCGAACUAG